GGAGGUUCUGCGUUUGCAUACGGAAUUCGAUUUUAUCGUGUUUGAUCUCGCACAGCAUCUAGAAAUCUCUAUCCGUCGAAGAGAAAUUUAUCCAGAACAUGGCGUUGAAUCCUCAGCUGUUUCCCAGUGGGAUGCCAGUGCCCUUCGUCAGCGAGUUGUUUGUGCUGGCUAGAGAUGGCGUCGAGUUUGAGAUCGACAAGAUCCCUGGCACACAAGGUGGAAAUGUCAAAGCAAAAGGAACCAUUUACUUGUCUAAUAUUCGCAUGGUUUUUGUUGCAAGCAAACCUGUUGGGAAUUUAGUUGCCUUUGAUAUGCCUCUGCUUUAUGUCCAUGAUGAAAAAUUCAACCAGCCCAUAUUCUUCUGCAACAACAUAUCCGGUCAUGUUGACCCUGUUGUGCCAGAAAAUGAACAUCGGGCUCUUUAUUCAACCCACUCAUUCAAAAUUCUUUUCAAGGAAGGUGGUUGUGGAACUUUUGUGCCUCUUUUCUUCAACCUAAUAGCAUCUGUCCGGCAAUAUAAUCAACAUGCUCGUGCUCAUGCUGAGGCACAGCCUCGCGUGGAUCCUCUACAAGCAGCACAAACUCCAGUUGACGAGAUGAUGAGACAUGCGUAUGUCGAUCCCAAUGAUCCUACAAAAAUUUUCUUGCAGCAGCCAAAUUCAGAGGCUCAGUUGAGACGGCGCACGUACCAUUCGCAAAAUGCUGAAAACUCGAUAUGAUGUGGUAACAAUGUACAGCUUUAUAUGCAUUGAAGUUGAUGUCGUCAUGUUUGCAUAUUAGUGCUUAUGUUUGUGAGACAAUAGCUGCUUUCUCUCUCUCUCUCUCUCUCAAUGGGAUAUAAUAAACGGACCCCUGGCAGGAUUCAUGGAUUGAUUUACUGCAAUUGUAAUAUGAAUGUUUUAAAUGGAGCAUGCAUGUGUGCUUGUAAUAGGUUUAUGUGCAUAUUAUUGAGUUAGUUUUUUAUAGUUCUAGGCUAUCUAUUGUAACAAAAUCUUUAUUUCUUCCGAAAAUAGAUUGCAUGCUUUGUGUUA
Molecule: messenger RNA, 1031 nt
Organism: Andrographis paniculata
Lineage: Eukaryota; Viridiplantae; Streptophyta; Magnoliopsida; Lamiales; Acanthaceae
Product: UPF0664 stress-induced protein C29B12.11c
Exons: 5
Coding region: 99-719 (206 amino acids)
Biological process (GO): positive regulation of DNA-templated transcription
Cellular component (GO): nucleus
Molecular function (GO): transcription coactivator activity; chromatin DNA binding
Source: RefSeq, a predicted model, not a curated record